Messenger RNA from Dromaius novaehollandiae (emu), 2998 nucleotides. RefSeq names its product GATA binding protein 3 (gene GATA3). Gene Ontology annotation, biological process: regulation of epithelial cell differentiation; immune system development; negative regulation of transcription by RNA polymerase II. Bases 539 to 1873 code for a protein of 444 amino acids. The transcript has 6 exons. Lineage: Eukaryota; Metazoa; Chordata; Aves; Casuariiformes; Dromaiidae. The record is from RefSeq and is a predicted model, not a curated record. Gene Ontology annotation, molecular function: RNA polymerase II cis-regulatory region sequence-specific DNA binding; zinc ion binding; DNA-binding transcription factor activity, RNA polymerase II-specific. Gene Ontology annotation, cellular component: nucleus.
CUCCAGGGUGGGCGUUUGGAGGAUGCGGCUCCCCCAGGUUUCCCUCCGCCGUGGCAGCCUGCGACAUGCCAGCAGCGGCACCGCAGCCCGCCCGUCGCUCCUGCCCCUAGGGCCGCAGCAGAGCAGCGCGCAAUAAACCGCGCCCGCGCAGGUGAUCAAAGAAGAGAAACAGCUGCAGAAGAGCGGAAGAUACCGAGGGGAUCUCGCUUCGUAGAGAUUUUUUCCCCCUGAGUUUGUUUGUUUUCCCUCCUAUUUUUUCCUUUUUUAAUUAUUUUGCUUUUUUUUUCAUUUUCUCCUUUUUUUUGGAAUCGAUCGUUUCUCAGCCCCUUCCAACUGCAACCAAACCAAAACAGAAACAACCCUCGAGCUCGCCGGGCUUUUUUUUUCCCCCGUUUUUGUUGUUGUUGUUGUCACCCCCCCCCCCCGCACCCCCUGCACCGGCUCCGCGCCGUGCCCCCCUCCGCUCGCAAGCCCUGCGCGCCCCGCCGAGGAGGAGGAGGAGGAGGAGGAGGAGGACGAAGGGCAGCGAGCUCGGAAGAUGGAGGUCUCGGCGGAGCAGCCGCGGUGGGUGAGCCACCACCACCCGGCCGUGCUCAACGGGCAGCACCCGGACUCGCACCACCCGCCGCUCGGCCAUACCUACAUGGACCCCGCGCAGUACCCGCUCGCCGAGGAGGUGGAUGUACUUUUUAACAUCGACGGCCAAGGCAACCCCGUGCCCCCCUACUACGGCAACUCCGUGCGCGCCACCGUGCAGCGAUACCCCGCGGCCCACCACGGGAGCCAGGUGUGCCGCCCGCCGCUGCUGCACGGCUCGCUGCCCUGGCUGGACGGGAGCAAGGCGCUGGGCAGCCACCACGGCGCGUCCCCCUGGAACCUCAGCCCCUUCUCCAAGACCUCCAUCCACCACGGCUCGCCGGGACCCCUCUCCGUCUACCCGCCCGCUUCCUCCUCCACUUUAUCCGCCGGCCACUCCAGCCCGCACCUUUUCACCUUCCCACCGACCCCUCCCAAAGACGUGUCCCCGGACCCGUCCAUCUCCACGCCCGGCUCCACCGGCUCCACCCGGCAGGACGAGAAGGAGUGCAUCAAAUACCAGGUGUCCCUGGCCGACACCAUGAAGCUGGAGUCGUCCCACUCGCGGAGCAGCAUGGCCUCUUUAGGAGGAGCCACCUCCUCCGCUCACCACCCCAUCACCACCUACCCCCCGUACGUCCCAGAAUACGGCUCCGGACUUUUCCCCCCCAGCAGCCUCCUGGGAGGAUCUCCCACGGGCUUCGGGUGCAAGUCGCGGCCGAAAGCACGCUCAAGCACAGAAGGCAGGGAGUGUGUAAACUGCGGGGCUACCUCAACCCCUCUGUGGAGAAGAGACGGCACCGGGCACUAUUUGUGUAACGCCUGUGGACUCUAUCACAAAAUGAAUGGGCAGAACCGGCCCCUGAUCAAACCCAAGAGAAGGCUGUCUGCAGCUAGAAGGGCGGGCACAUCCUGCGCGAACUGUCAGACCACCACCACCACCCUGUGGAGGAGAAAUGCCAACGGCGAUCCCGUCUGUAACGCCUGCGGGCUCUACUACAAGCUGCACAAUAUUAACAGACCCCUGACUAUGAAGAAAGAAGGAAUUCAGACCAGAAACCGAAAAAUGUCUAGCAAAUCCAAAAAGUGCAAAAAGGUCCACGACAACCUUGAAGACUUUCCCAAGAGCAGCUCCUUUAACCCCGCCGCCCUCUCCAGACACAUGUCCUCUAUCAGCCACAUUUCACCUUUCAGUCACUCCAGCCACAUGCUGACUACGCCGACACCGAUGCACCCUCCAUCCAGCCUCUCCUUCGGACCUCACCAUCCUUCCAGUAUGGUCACUGCCAUGGGUUAGCGAGAGACUCCCCUGCUGAAUGCUUACGGUCUCAAAAUGAGAUUUACUUUAUAUACUUGCAUUUUUGCAGGAGUGCGGUUAUGGGUCUGAUGUCCCGAAUCAAAUGGGAGGGGGAAAAAAGAAUAAAAAAAAUUAAAAAUGUUAUUUGAAGGCGUAAAAGCGAAAAAAAUAAAAAAACUCAGAAAAAAACAACAAAAAGCACAAAAAAGGAAAAAAAAGAAAAAAAAAGAAAAAAGUAAAAAAAAAGUUUUAAAAAAGUGAUGUUUGCCACUUUUUAAAGGAACUCACUAUGGCGUCUAUGUAUUCUUACCCACUGAAUCUGGAUACCAUUUGUGAAUAAGCCAUUCAGAACUUGCAUUCCCUAUUGGACAGGAUCUCUAGUGCUGUGAAAAAAAAUAAAAUAAAAUAAAAAACGCUGAACAUUGCAUAUAACUUAUAUUGUAAGAAAUACUGUACAUUUGAGGAAGACUUUAUUGCAUCUGGGGAGCUGUAAAGAAAAAAGGCAUGAAGGACUCCAAGAGAUUUUUUUUUAAAGGAAAAGAAAAAAAAAAGAGGACGGGAGGACAAUUUAAAAAACAGAAAAACAAACAAUGCAGACCAAGAGGAAACACGGUCUUACGAACAAAUGGACCAACUGCCAGUCAUGUCUUCUCCUUUUAUUUUAUUUUUUGAUUUUUUUUGGUUUCUUUUUCGUUUCCGGGGAGGGGGAGGGGGCUGGCUAGAACGGUUUUGAUGAUGCAUUAACUAACUAACUAACUAAAUAAAUAACUAAAUAAAUAAAACCUGUAGGGAGAUCAUUCAUUUCGGGCCAUGGGCCUUUUGCAUAGGAAGUACCAAUGGUGUCAGGCAAUCAGUGUUAACAUGCGGACAUUGCCAACAAGGGGUUUUCAGAUAGCCAUUCUCCAGGUCUAUACGCAUUGUGAACAAGUUCCUGUAAUUGUUGUUUGUAUGUAUAAUUCAACGCACCAAAAUAAGAAAGAUGUAGAUUUAUUUCAUCCUAUUAUACAGACUGAAUGGUUGUACAAAUUUAUUUACUGCUAGUGAUAAGACCUGCUUUUUUUGUUUUGUUUUCAUAUUUUUCCUCCUUUUUUUUUUUGGAGAAUAAACUAGAUUAAAUUCUGUUGA